Diabrotica balteata is the source of this 787-nucleotide messenger RNA. The record is from the annotation of a GenBank genome assembly. NCBI's taxonomy places the organism in Eukaryota, Metazoa, Arthropoda, Insecta, Coleoptera, Chrysomelidae.
UUUAGUAAACUGGUGACCAGAGUUGUAAGCUGCUCGUUAAAUUAAAGAGUUUAGUGAUAUUAAAUUAUUUUAGUCUAAAAUUAAUCAAAAUGGCAUUUAUCCCGAUAGUGUGUCGUGAAAACCAUUGGGCUCCACAUUGCCCUCGUCGUCAAGUUGCAGUGCCUAAUCGAAAAUUUGUUGAAGACAUCACCCAAGACGUCCUGAAUUCAAUUGCUCUAGCCCAGGCUUUAUUUGACCCAGAACAAGAUACAGGUGUAAUGAGACAGAAUUCUAAAAUACUCAAUCAACCCAGAUCAUCUGUUACAAUUGACGAACAUAAAUUCCAAGCCAAUUUCGAUGUACAGCAUUUCAAACCUGAAGAAAUUACUGUCAAAGUAAAUGGUGACAGAUCGAUUACUAUUGAAGCCGAACAUGAAGAGAAACAAGAUGAGCAUGGUGCAGUUUACAGGCACUUUGUUAGAAAGUAUAAGUUGCCAGAAAAUUGCAAUAUAGAACAGGUAGAUUCCAAAUUGUCAUCUGAUGGUGUCUUAAGUAUUACAGCUCCUAUCUUUGGACAGAAAUCUUCCAGUCAUAGAACCAUUCCUAUUAUUCAAACUGGGAAGCCAAUUAAGGCAGCAGAACAACCUGUAGAACAGAAAUCAGAUUGAAGAGUAGGUUAAUAUUAUUUAAAAUAUUUUACAGCAAAUGUUUUUUAAUUUCAAGACUGAUUUUUGAAUGUAUUAUUAAUUCCGUUUUUUGUAUUGUAUCAUAUUUUUUUAUUUAAAUAAAUACAUUUAUGAAUUAAUAG